GUUGAGCAGCAGAACAAGUAGUCAGUCGACAUCUUUGAAAUCAAUCCUUUUUCCUGUACGUUAUGGAUGUUUUUUACGCUAAUAAUUCCCACACGGGUUACUAUUUUUGAGAAACGGUACAACACGAGGGACCAGUGGAGUAUACUUUGAAUUUGCUUCGAGUGAAACUUGUUUUUGUCGUUUUUAAAGAUGAGCAGUCAGUACCAGCGCUCAGUACCACUGGAGGUGAGGAGAGCAGAGGGAGAGAGAGUUCGGGCCAAGCAUCCUGACAAGAUACCGAUCAUUGUGGAGAGAGCCCCCAGGUCACGAGCUCCUGAACUGGACAAGAAGAAAUACCUAGUUCCCUCAGAUCUAACAGUGGGCCAGUUGUGCUUCUUGAUCCGCCAGCGUGUGUCUUUGAGACCGGAGGAGGCUCUCUUCUUCUUCGUCAACAACUCCCUUCCCCCAUCCAGCUCCCCUCUCUCUGCUGUAUAUGAGGAGCACCACGAAGAAGACCUGUUUCUCUACAUGACCUACAGUAAUGAGAGCGUGUAUGGUGCCUGAGGGAGGAAAAAAGACUGGAGACAAAAGAGAAAGAGAGAGAUAGAGAGAGAAUGAGACUGUCUGAGGAAUAAAGUUUGUAUUUGGAAUUUGCACUCAUUAAAGUUAAAGGGGCGCCAUUCUCCAUUUAAGAGAAAAUAAAUUUUAAAUUAUAAAAGCUUCAACACGUUAUCACUUUAAUCAAUCUCACAAUCUGUACCG
Plectropomus leopardus (leopard coralgrouper) is the source of this 741-nucleotide messenger RNA. Its product is annotated as gamma-aminobutyric acid receptor-associated protein-like 1. The record is from RefSeq and is a predicted model, not a curated record. Lineage: Eukaryota; Metazoa; Chordata; Actinopteri; Perciformes; Serranidae.